Messenger RNA from Octopus sinensis (East Asian common octopus), 1715 nucleotides. Its product is annotated as armadillo repeat-containing protein 1. Gene Ontology annotation, molecular function: metal ion binding. The transcript is spliced from 9 exons. Bases 246 to 1070 code for a protein of 274 amino acids. The record is from RefSeq and is a predicted model, not a curated record. NCBI's taxonomy places the organism in Eukaryota, Metazoa, Mollusca, Cephalopoda, Octopoda, Octopodidae.
AACUCAACACGACAACAUUUCGACUUAGUGUCAUGUUUGCUUUUAAUAAUUAAUAACAAUGAUUUCAAGUUUUAAUUAAUAUAAUUGUGGUUUAUUUAUCUCUACUUCCUGUUUUUCAUCUACAUAUAUAUAUACACUGAAAUUAGUAACAAGUUCGAGCAUCAUCAAAAAUUAGUCAAGGCCAAGAAAAAGAGAGAAGUUGAUUUUCGUGUAUUAAACUAUUUUCAACGUGAAAAACUUCAAAAAUGAUCUCCCUCGACUCUCUCGAUUCUCUGAAAUUAUUUGCUGUUGACCCUAAACAGAGAAGUAUGCUCCUUCAGGACAAAACAUUGAUUGAUGGACUUGUUCUUCUACUUAGCAAUGAAUCAGAAACUGUGAUAAUAUCAACAUUGGAGAUUUUUCUUCUGUUGUCGGAAUGUCCAGAAGGUAGAACCCAACUCACUGAGAAUAAUUACCUUCAAAUGCAACUUGAAGAAGCCCUCCAAUCUCCAAAUGAAGAUAUUUGUAAUAAAGCUAUGAAGCUAUAUGAAACUCUACAGAACACUCCCGUUGUCAACCCUGCUAAAACUAAUAUUUAUCAAACUCCUAAAACUAACAGAAGAAGUAAUCUAUCCAAACCUGAUCAUUCUUCUAGUAGUCACAAUGGUAAAUAUAAAACAAUACUGUUCCAAUUAAAAGGACUUUUUGAUAAGCAUGAUCGUGAAUUAUGUACCUGUCUCCUUAUCAAAGUGAAAGGUGUCAUCAGCAUAAUCUUUGAUAUGAACAAAUCCCGUUGCACUGUGAGGACUCUUUCAAAAGUACAACCUGAGGUGUUAACUGAAGCAAUAGCAAAAUCUCAAACUAUGUCAGCACAGCAGAUUGUGAAAAAUGAACUUGGUGAGGAGGUUUUAUUGCCAUGCAGCAGUGACCAAGCUAAUGUCAGUACCGAUGGGCCUGACUAUUUGGAUGAUGUUGAAAGUCCGCUGGCUGAUGACAAAGCUGUUUGCCGUACCGAGAGCUCGAAUAACAGAUUUAACUCUGGAAGCUGGUUACGCACUGCAGCUAAUUAUUUCUCCAAUUCAUUCUGGUGAUAAUUAAACGCACACACAAGAAAAAAGGAAAACUCUGUAAACAAUAGAAUCAAGACUGCUACUGAAACAUACACUCUUAGUAGGAUAACAACUGCUACAGCAUGUGGUUUAAAUAAAUUUUUUAUGGAAAUAUAAUUGUGGCCUUGCCGGGAUGUUUACACUGCAUGAUGCUGUAAGGUACUUUUAUAAUGGACACAUAAAUCUGUGUCGAAUCGUUACAUAUUAAAAUUAUUUAUUUAUGACCAAACAUAUCAGCACAUCAUAUCAUAUCAGUUUAGUAUUAAAUUUUUUAACAUAGACACAUGGCCACAAAUGUUUCUGGAGGAGAGAUGUAUAGAGUUGUUUUACCAACCCCUAGAAGAAUGAAAAUUAAAGCUGACUUUGGCAGGAUUUUGACUAAAUGCAUGAACAAUCAACAGCUAAAUAACUCAGCAUUUUGUAUUUUCUGGUUCUAUCAAUCCACUGCUAUUAGAUAUUAGCUUAAUAUCACGGACAAAUGGCUUGUGUUGUUUCAUUUUUAUAAAUCCUGCAGAUACAUGUAUAUCAUCCAGAUAUUAAGGAUUAACUGUUUUGAUAACCAACCUUGGCUCUGUGACACCAACUUCCUGUUUUGAAGUGAUUUAAAUUAAAACUUUUCCAUCAAAA